Messenger RNA from Condylostylus longicornis, 468 nucleotides. RefSeq lists its product as uncharacterized. Bases 78 to 368 code for a protein of 96 amino acids. Lineage: Eukaryota; Metazoa; Arthropoda; Insecta; Diptera; Dolichopodidae. The transcript is spliced from 2 exons. The record is from RefSeq and is a predicted model, not a curated record.
UAUUUAUUGUUGUUUUUUUUUUUCAAUUUAAUAUUUGUUAAAUUUAAUAUUUCUUUAUUUAAAAAAUAAAGAAAAAUAUGCCGCAGGGACAUAAAAAGUCAAAGAUACCAGAAGUAGUGAAGAAAAAGCUACAAAAAAAAGGAGGUGGCAAUGCAUUUACUAGGAGGCCAAAUGCCCCAAUACAAAAAAAGAAAACCAAGUUAACGGAACAGGAUAAGAUAAAGCAAGUUAUUUCCAAAAAAUUAAAUAAAAAUGCCGAAAACGAACUAAGAUCACUUGCUGUUGAAAGCAAUUUAAAUCUGAGCAAGGCGCAAAAGGCAGUUAAGAAAAUACAAGAAUUACCUAAGGGUGAUAAAAUGGAAACGUAACCAAAGCUAUGCCUGAUUCUAAAUUUUUAUUUCCAAAUUAUUGAAAAAAUUUUAAUAAAAAUAGCAUUUAGUACGAAUUUGGAGCAAUUUUAAAUCUUUA